CAUUGUCUCUGAAAGCAGUUGCAAUGGCAAUGCAUAUAUUGCUAGCCUUGCCGAUUUUGUUCUUGGCAUCUGAUAGAUCCCAUGCCCAGGUGUCACCAACUAUAGGAACACAUUCCCUGACAUAUUUGGUGGACACUACAGGCUCAAUGUACUAUAACAUUCAACAGUUGAAAUUGGUUAAUGACUGGCUUCUUGAUCAGAUAGUGGCACAAUUGCCAUGCGGAGAUCGAAAUUAUACAAUGGUUGAAUUUAAUGACCCAACAUUUGGCCAAGUACACACAACAAAUUCAAUAGAAAAGUUUAAGUCUUUUUUCCAUGACCUCUAUGCCUACGAUGGAGGCGACUGCCCAGAAUUAGUAAUGAAUGGACUCAAAGUGGCUUUAGAGACUUCUCCACCCGGAUCUAUCAUUCUGGUGCUCACAGACGCAUCUUCUAAAGAUUACACAGAUACUGAACUCAUAAAUAACAUACGUUCACUUAUAAAUACCAAACAAUCACAGGUUUUAUUUUUGACAACAGGGCAUUGUUGGGAUUUAAAUGAACCAUCCUUCCUCAUUUACAGAGAUAUUGCUUCACAGAGUUAUGGGCAUGUCUUUCAAAUUUCCAUUUUAGAUAUGGGCAGGAUUUUUAAUUAUCUGGACUUCACUCUAUCAAGACCUAUUAACAGCAUUGUAAAAGUUUUUUACAAAUACUAUGAUGACUUAAAUCAUUGCGAUAACUUCACAGCAACAGAUGACUUCACAACCUUACUGGUUAUCACUGAUGGACCAAUUACUUCAAUAACAAUUGCCGGGCCUGACGCUAAAGACCCAAAUCUAAAAACAAUUGUGUCUGAAAGCUGGGGAUCCUUGUAUGAGAUUAAGAAGCCAGCCAAAGGUUCAUGGAAGAUAUGUGUUGUUUCAAGCCGCACCCAUGCUGUUCAGGUGGAGGGAUUAACAGCAACCAACGAUUGUAACCCAGUAAAUACAAGCUGUGAAGACUGCGACCCUAAUGCUAUAUGUGAAGAGUAUCCUGAAUUCUUCCAAUGUAUCUGUAAGGAUGGAUUCAAAGGAGAUGGCCUUUCAUGCUCAGAUGUUAAUGAAUGUGACUACCACUGGCUAAACAACUGUACUGAUGGAUAUUGUGAAAAUACUAUUGGCUCGUACUUCUGCAGGUGUCCUGAUGGCUACACAAGAGGAACAGGAAACACUUGUGUUGACAUUGAUGAGUGUUCCAGCUCACACCUGAAUAAAUGCCAUCCAUCAGAAAUUUGCAUUAAUUAUGAUGGAUCUUACAUGUGCCAGUGUCCACCUGGAGUCAUUGGUGAUGGAUUUGGCUGUCAACCUGAUCCAUGUUCCAAAGGUGUGUGCGGGAGUAAUAUGGAGUGUAUUCCAAAUGACAGCUCCUACUCUUGCUCUGAUCCAUGUGUUAAUCACACUGUUCUUGAUGAACCCUGGAGAAGUACUUGCAGUGACCUAUAUGAGAACAUCAGAUGUGACAGUGACAAAGUGGGAUGGUAUCGUUUCAUUGGAAGAGGAGGAGUACGCAUGCCCCAAUACUGUGUUAAGGAAAAGAGUUGUAACACUGAGGCACCUAUGUGGUUAAAUGGAUCACAUCCCAUUCCAGCUGAUGGUAUUGUCAGUCGCCAAGCCUGUGCUCACUGGGCAGGAGAUUGUUGUCACUGGUCAUCAACUGUACAGAUUAAGGCUUGUCCUGGUGGAUACCAUGUCUAUAAGCUGAAUAGAACACCGACCUGCUCCUUAGCAUAUUGCACAGAUGCCAGAUCACAUAAUGAUGACUGCUCAUGCACUGAGGAUGAAGAAUGCAGAUUUGUAUCCAGGUCUUAUGGGUGCUACUGCAAGGACAAUCGGACUAUAUCUAGUUUCAAAGACUUAACACCAUCUGUGAGCUGUGGAGUGAAAAUCAUGAAAACAACUCUCCGCAAAUGUCAGCUGAGAGCUCUAAAACUCGAACACACGUAUAUAUACCUUAUGAAUAGUCAUUGCUAUACUUUUCUGAAUGAUAAUACUACCAACACAUAUUCAGUUCUGUCCACUCUGCAAGCAGGGAACUGUGGAACGACGUUGACUACAAACAGAACCCAUGCCUUUUACAAAACCAGUUUUGAAUUUUUGUUUAUACUGUACGGUGGCAUUAUCAGAGAUAAGCUGAUAACGACUUCGACUUGUAUUUACCCCCUUGAUAUGAGGCUAAGUCUUAUCACUGCUGUGAAUCCCAUUAUCAGCACUACAAAUAUUAGCACUAAUGGCACUGGAGAGUUUAAGGCUCACAUGGCGGUUUUCAACAGCAGCGACUGUAAAUAUCCAUAUGAAGGAACAGAAAUUACACUCUACACCCACACAGUGAUUUACAUUGGAGUGUUCCUGGAUGGACCCGAUCCAUCUCAGUAUGCCUUGGUACUGAAAAAUUGCUAUGCUACUCCAUCAAGCAAUCCAGAUGAUCCCAUUAAAUAUUAUAUCAUCAAAAACAGAUGCCCUGUCAGAUAUGAUGACACCGUCAAAGUACAAAAAAAUGGCUUAACUAGUGAAGCACAGUUCUCUUUCGAAGUGUUUGCAUUUGCCUUGGAUUAUAAGCAAGUCUAUCUGCACUGUGAGGUCUAUGCGUGUCUCAGCAGUACCGGAAAUUGCGCACCAACAUGCAAGAGCCGUGCCAUGGAUGAGAUGACAGAAGAUACCUUCAACAUCAAAAUUGGACCAUUCAUCAGGCAAGAUGAAGCUCCUGCUCCCGCAGCUACUUCUACUACUAAAUCUACAACUUCUGCUCCUGCUCCUACAACUACUUCAUCUGCAGCUUCUGGCAAACAUUCAUCUUGGGCAGUUACUGUGCUAUUGAUGUUCAUUUCAUUAGACUUGUUUUCUGGAAAGUAGUCAUCUUCUUCUUCUGCACUGGAUUUCUAGUACCUACAGAGCAAUGCACGGCAAUAUUCUUCAGCUAUUCUGGAAAAUAUUUAUAUGUUCAGUGCCCCCUUAAAGAAAUACUUGAAAGUAGUAAAAAGUAACAAGUGAAGAAUUUUGUCGAAAAGUCUUCAGUUUUUUAAAUUAUGUGAUCCCAUUGGCGAAAAAGAAGAAGCAAGACUUGUUAUUUAAUUUAUUUUGUCCAAAGUAGUAGAUUUCUAUACUUAUUUUCUGGAGCCUGCAAAGGAAUGGAAUGAAUUCAUCUUCAACUAUCAUGGAAAAUAUCCAUUCUUUAUUCAUGAAUAUAUAUUUUAUAGAUGAUAUUUUAAUAAUUUAUGAAUCAAUAUUUUUAAAUUAAUUAUUAAUUAAUUCAAUUAAUUGAACAUGCUGACAUCAAUAACAAUAAAAAAACAAUAUAUUUAAUAAAAGCUACUUUACAAUAUUUGAAAUGGUUAUGUUAGAAACUUAAUGAAUAAAUGCUUUGAGAUGAAGAUAUUGUGUGCUCACUCACUUUGUAUUUAUAACAAAGGUCAAUAAAUUAGGCUAAAAAUCA
This is a messenger RNA of Xenopus laevis (African clawed frog), 3447 nucleotides long. Its product is annotated as uromodulin-like. The record is from RefSeq and is a predicted model, not a curated record. The coding region runs from base 24 to 2867 and encodes 947 amino acids. The transcript has 18 exons. Lineage: Eukaryota; Metazoa; Chordata; Amphibia; Anura; Pipidae.